GUGGCCUUCUUACAAUACGCUUUGAUGGGAAGUCAUGUUCAGAACACUCGUAAUUUGGUGCCACUGGUCUGUGGCAUCGGUCCGUGGCAUCAACCAGACAACCGAAGAUCUCGGUUACCGCGAGAAGCCACGCCAUCUUAUUGGCAAUCCAUUUGUUCAAUGGCGAUUUCUCACGCUACACGCCAGAUCCAUCAAAAUGCCCUCCGCCCAUCUCUCUUCAUCUACGCAUGUCCUACUGUCUACACAACCACCAAAUCAUGUCCUAGAGGGACUCAAACUCAAAACAUGAGUCAACUCAAAACCCCCUUCCUCUCGCGGAACCUUGAGAAGGACUACGAAGAAAAUGUUGAAACAGAAAGUCGUUCAACAACAGACGUCGACCUCGAAGACGCCCUCUCAACCAUAACCCACAAAAAUGCACGCCCACGUCGAAGGCCUUCAUAUGCCUUCCUCCGACGUAUUCUUUUCCGCUCAUGUCCAGAUCUAAUUCUCUACCUCUUCGCCCUCUGGGGAUUCCUCUCCCUUGUUUUCCAACUAGCCCAACUCUUCUUACCCAUAACACCCAUCUUCCCCUCUUACCAUGUUCGACCAACAACAUCAUCAGGGGCAAGACCCGGCACAUCCAAUACAGAAACCGACACAGUAGACGUCUACCGCCCCUCCACCUUCCCCUCCCCCUCUUACGACCUCUGCUCCUGCGGUUCUUCCAUCCGCGAAGCGCAGUCUCUAAACUGCGUCUACGACACCAUGGCCGCCGCCUGGCUUCCCCCUUACUGCCGCGACCCCGAACUAACUUCCAUCUUUGACCGUUCCGGCCCGGGAGAAGGCGGAGCAUGGUCUUACUACGCUGACAAAAACGGUAGCGUCCGUCUUAGUCCGCACCAAAUCUCCCUUUUGGCGGAUAACCACCAGACAAACGUAAAGGGGGGGAAUGUCUUUUGGGCAUCGAGAGAGUGGCAUUUGGCGCAUUGUUUGUUUUACUGGCAGAAGUUGGUGAGGAUGCGGGAUACGAAUGCCGUGAUGGAGAGGAGGUUUGAUGGGUGGCGGCAUGCGAGGCAUUGUUAUGGGUUGUUGAUGAGGAGGGAUCCGCCGAGUAAGGAGAUGUUGUUGGAGGUUGAUGUUAGGUUGAGUAGUGGGUUUGAGAUGGGUCAAGAGGAGGGGGAACAUGAGGGGCAUUAA
This is a messenger RNA of Neurospora hispaniola, 1179 nucleotides long. RefSeq lists its product as uncharacterized. The record is from RefSeq and is a predicted model, not a curated record. Bases 25 to 1179 code for a protein of 384 amino acids. Lineage: Eukaryota; Fungi; Ascomycota; Sordariomycetes; Sordariales; Sordariaceae. The transcript is spliced from 3 exons.